Molecule: messenger RNA, 2421 nt
Organism: Closterium sp. Yama58-4
Lineage: Eukaryota; Viridiplantae; Streptophyta; Zygnematophyceae; Desmidiales; Closteriaceae
Source: the annotation of a GenBank genome assembly
AUGAAGGGGCAGCGAACUGCAGUGGAGGAGGAGUGUGAAGCCAAACCCCUCGCAUCGCCACCAUCACUGCCACCCCAUUCCGCUGCACCCCUUGCCUCAUCAGCCGUGCCUAUUGCUGAAACAGCAACAGCAGCACCAGCAGCAGCAGCAGCAGCAGCAGCGGCCGCAGCAGCAACAGCAGCUACAGCAGCAGCAGAAGGAGCAGUGGCAGGUACUAGUGGGAACAGAGCAGCGUGCGUGUGGUGCGGGGGCCACGGAGCAGCAGUGCAGUGCUCCCUGUGCGCCCUCCGAUUCUGCUACCAGUGCUUCAAGCGCCGCAAGGGCUACGGCGUGAAGGGAUGGACCACGGCCCUGCGACAGCCCUCUUACACGUGCCGUGAAUGCCAGGGGGGAGAGGCACGUGGGCAUGCGGACAAACACGUGGAUGCGGAUAUGCAUGGGGAUGGGGGUGGGCUUGCACCUGUUACAGUGCAGGGAGGUGCUGGUGUUUAUACAGGUAAGGGGAUGCGGUAUAGGGAGGAUGAGGGGAAGGUUGGGAAUGCGGGGAGAGAAGGAAGGGCAUUGAUGGGGGUUGAUGAGGGAGGUGUGGAGGGAGGUGGGAGGCAGAAGAGGUUGCAGGAGGUGAUGUGGGGAGAAGGGGGCGGUGAGGAGGUGGUUGAAAACGGUGCAAAGGUGGUUGUGGGAGGGCGUGUGAAGCGAGGGAGGAGGCAAGUCGGGGAGGAAGAGGAGAAGUCAUUGGGUUGUGAGGAAGAGAAGGAAGAAAACGAGGAGCAGGAGGAGGCAGUGGAGGAGGAGGAAGAAGAGGAGAAUGGGGAGGAUGAGGAGGAAGAAGAGGAGGAGGAAGAGGAGGAGGAAGAGGAGGAGGAGAGGCGGGGUGGGAGGGACAUUGAUUUUGAAGAGGAGAUAGGGGUGGGUCUGCUGAGCAGGGGUGGGGGAAGGCGAGCAGGGGAGUGGGAGAGGACGGGCAGGGACAUGGAGAGAGGGAGAGGCACGCAGGUGAGAGGAAGAGGCAGGCGAGGCGGAGGGAGGGGCAGUGAGUGGUUGGCAGAGGUGCCAUGCGGUGAGGAGGAAGAGUCGGAAGUGAGGAGUGAGGGGGAGGAGGAGGAGGAGGAGGAGGAGGAGGAGGAGGAGGAGGAGGAGGAGGAGGAGGAGGAGGAGGAGGGAGGAGGUGUGUGGGGCGAGUUUUCAUUGGAGAGGAGGAAAGAUUUGGAUGGGUUGAAUGCGGUGAGCAGUGAGAGUGUGGAAUUUGGGAUGGCGGAUCACGGGGGAGUGGGAACAGACGGUGGUAUGUGGGGAAGAGACGGGGAGGGGGAGGGCGAGGAGGACGAGGAUGAGAAAGAGGAGGAGGAGGGAGGGGAGGAGGAGGCUAUUGAUAGUGAUGAGGGAAAGGAAGGCACAGUGUGGGGCUUUGGGGAAGAGGAAGUGGGAGCAGUGGUAGCAGAUGAGGAAGAGGAAGAGGAGGAAGAGGAGGAAGAGGAGGAAGAGGAGGAGGAAGAGGAGGAAGAGGAGCAGUGGAAGCAGGAGCUGUGGAGUGAGCUGGACAGGAUGGUGGCUGAAGUUCAAGAUGUUGGUGGGGGUCACAUGGGUGGUGACCAUAUGGGUGGGGACCAUAUGGGUGGUGCAGGAGGUAUACAAGGAAUUGGAAUACAAGGGAGGGAGCUGUGUCUGGGGAUGGGUGAAGGCAGCGACAGGGAGAGAGGGGAUGGCGAGGGGGGAGAGGUGCAGGCAGAGGAAGAGGAGGGCGGGGUGGGAGAGGACGGGCAGUGCGCAACAGAGGGGCGCGCGAAGAGAUUUCGAAAGGAUGGGAUGGGGCAGGCGAAAGGGGUGAUGGUUGUAAAAGGGAGUGAGGGAGGUGAGAGUGGGAGCACGGCCGGUGCAGGCAGGAAUUCAGUGUCCUCUGCUCCCUGCGACUGGGGCGGGGUUGAUGGGGAUGGGGACGGUGAUGAUGUGCGUGGUAAACACGAGCCCGUGGGCGAGGUGGGGUGUGGUGCGGUGCAAGUGCCUUGGAGGGGCGAGGAGCAGGCGGGUGGCAUGUGGCGGGAUGGGAGCUUGGGGCAGGGCUCUUGGGGAGCAGAUGAGGGCGGAGCAACGGGGGGAGGGGAUGGAGAAAGGGGAGGAGGGGAUGGUGGGGAUGAUGGGGGUGGUGGGGAUGGUGGAGAUGAAGGGUGGUGGAGCCGAAUGUUUCCGGACUCACCCUUAGGCAAUCAGGAGCAGCCCCCACUAACAAGCUACACGACAGUGGAAUCACGCAGGGUUCAAUCCAUCCUCCUUCACAUCCGGCCCUCGAUUCCCCACAUGAUCUUUCUCCCCCUGCUCUUCAUGCCGUCCCUUUCCCUCAUGCUCGGACAACCCCUUCCGCUCCAAUACCCUCGCCCCCUCCCAUGCCCUCUUCCCCUUCCAUACCUCCUCCCCAUUCCGUAA